Colletes gigas is the source of this 1823-nucleotide messenger RNA. RefSeq names its product monocarboxylate transporter 12-like. The coding region runs from base 224 to 1657 and encodes 477 amino acids. Gene Ontology annotation, molecular function: monocarboxylic acid transmembrane transporter activity. Gene Ontology annotation, biological process: monocarboxylic acid transport; transmembrane transport. The record is from RefSeq and is a predicted model, not a curated record. The transcript has 9 exons. Lineage: Eukaryota; Metazoa; Arthropoda; Insecta; Hymenoptera; Colletidae.
GGAACGAAGGACGAAUCAAUUUGCUUCAGAGUGACAGUGAUUAGUCAUAGUUGAAGGAAGAAGUGAGGAACCAGUCGAUUUGGAUUACCUGUUGAAUCGUUAAACAGUUUAAAAGUGAAUCAAGUGUAAUUAGACUAAAUUUCGCGUACGAUUGUACUUUGGCCAGACUCUCGACGAUAUUUAAUAAAUUGUUGUUUGAACACGUUUGUAUGACGAAACGAAGAUGGUGAAUGUUGUCCACUCCAAGAAGAGGGCGCCUGAUGGCGGUUGGGGGUGGUUCGUUUGCCUAGGCAGCAGCCUAAUCACGCUUUCUUUGAGAUCUCUGGAUCCUUCGUUCGGUCUUCUCUUUCACGAUCCUUUGGAGGAACUUGACGUCGACUCCACAGGAACGUCGUUGAUAAUGAGCAUUCUUGACGCUAUCGUCAAUUUUUCAGGUCUCUUGAUAGGACCCCUCCUAAAAAAAUACUCCUACAGACAAGUAGCCUUCUUCGGGUCUCUUCUAAGUUGCACAGGCCUGAUACUCACAUCCAGAGCCAACAGCAUGUUCCACAUAAUCUGCACAUACAGUAUUUUAGGAGGCUUAGGAACCGGAUUAGCGAUCGCAUCGUCGUUCGUAGCGUUGAACACGUUCUUCGAUAAAAAACGGGGACAAGCUGUCGGUUUUUCUAUGGCUGGGACAACUCUAGCCAUGAUGCUGGUUCCACAAUUCGUACACCUCCUGUUGGCUGCUUAUGGGUUUCGAGGAGCAACCAUGAUCGUUGGUGCAUGGGCCCUGCACUCCACCGUCGGUGCUUGUUUACUACGACCCCUGGAAAACAAAAAAGAAAAACAAAUUAGAAAGCUUACAGAGAUGAACAAGAUCCCAGAAGGUAGCACUCUGUUGCACGCAAACAACAAUGGAACGGAAAUAAAUCCAAAAAACAGCACCAAAAUCACCAAAAUCACCACAAUCGAUGCAACAAACGAUGAUGAUGACGAAUCUGAAGAAAAAGAGAAAGACGAGCCAUUCAUCGAGAAGAUUAAAAAGACUUUCGACUUGGAUCUCCUCAAAGAUGGCGUCUACUUAAACGUUAUCAUUGGUUUGAGUCUGUACUACGUCGCUGAGUCCAAUUUCAAACUGAUGACUCCAUUUUUCCUGUCUAGCAUAGGAUUGUCCAACGUGGAAGUUGCCUCUUGUUUGUCAAUAACCGCAUUCACCGACAUUCUUGCCCGCCUACUACUCCCAACCAUCUUCGACAGAUUCGGUUUCAAGAAGAGGUCCAUCUUCUGGAUAUUCUGCCUUCUCGUUGGAAUUGGACGAUCCAUUAUGGCUGAGCAAUCGAAAGGCGUGUUUUUGAUAGUGACUUUCGUCGUGAUAGGAUUCCUGCGUGGCGCCACGUUGGUCAACUUGAAUCUCAGCGUGUCCGAAUGUUGUUCCUUGAAAAAGCUUCCCAGCGCCUUUGGGAUAUUCAUGGUGUCCAAGGGAUUGUUUGUCGUGACCCUGAGUCCCCUGAUCGGGUAUAUCAGAGACGCCAGCCAAAGUUAUACCGUUUGUGUACACGUGAUGACGUUCAUGAUAAGCGUCACUUUUGUCACAUGGAGCAUCGAAUUUGUGUACAGUUUGCUUAGAAGGAGGGCUAUCUCGGCUAAGCAAGCACGGAACGAAGUAAUAGAGUGAUAACGUUGUUCAGAUAUCGCGGAGAAGCUACACGAAGAUCUGGUUUUCACGUAUCGAGUCGAGAAACAUUAUUUAUUUGUAAACGACAAAUAAUAUUUUCCUUUAUCGAUGACGAUUUGCGUUCAAAUUUAGUCAUCAUUCUCUUCAUUCAUCGUUGAUAGUAAUU